AUGGAUAGUCAGCAAGGAGCCGUCCAGAUCAAGUCGUCACCAGUAGUUUUGCAUAGGAUACGAAGACACUCACACACAGUAACCACAGGUGAGGACGAAGAUGCUCCGCCGACGAAAACAUCGUCGAAAGAGAGAUCGAGACGGAAGAUCUAGUUCGUUUAGACGGCUAACUCAGAAGUAGACUAACUAGGUUUCCCCGGUUGAAGCAUGAACUUUUUGAGCAUAGUGGUAACCGGUUUCUUGCCAGGAUUCACAGCUGAUGGCAUCGGCUCGCCGACCGACCACGCUCAUAUUCCGUCCGGCGUCGUGACUAAAAUCGAUACGAUUCAGACGAAAAAGUGGUCCGUAGGCGGCAUCGUAUCGGCGCAGAUCAGGUGUGCAUUGUCCUGAACACAACGGGUCUAUGUUUCCUUUUAGUUUUCAGUUUGGUUUGGGAGGCUUUGUCUGAAUGUAUCCCCGAGAUAAUGCUUCUUUCGAUUCAGCAACUUUUUCUAAUAUUUUCAGCACUAACGGAGAGCCGAAGAAAAUGAUUUGCAAAAACUGCAACAAGAAGAUCAACUGCUGGUGCAAAAAGUGCACUCUCGAGAAGCUGAAACUUUAUUCUCGCCGCGAGAACAUCACAAUGCGGUACGAAGAAAAAGAGCGGCUUCAGACGGAAGUGCUCGCGAUUAUCGAUCCAAUAGAGACACUAAAAGAGCAGAUUGCCGCCAAGGAAGCCAGAAUUCUUCAUCUGCGAAAAGCCGUGGAGAAUGUGAAGUUGAAGAUUGGCAAGAAGCAGACUGAAAUGGCAAAACUGGACGAGAAGCAACCGGCCAAAUCGUCUCAGUUCACGGUAAGCAUUCAAAAAGUCCCAGAUGACUCCCGACAUACCUUAUUUUCAGAAUGUGUUCGCCACGCACGCCAGGUAUCUGCAGAAAUAUGCCAACAAAAAAGUGACACAAAAAGCAGCGGUGAGCAAGUUGGAAUCGGAAGUUGCGAACAUUCGAAUGCAGUACUGCAACCACGCGUGCCGCAUCUUUCCAGUCCAAGUGUUCGAUGUGAACGUGGAAAGUGUGGCGCCGCAGCAGAAGAACUCGAAAAACUGGGCACUGGUAGACGACUCGGAGCUUCAGAAGGGGCUCCGCGUGCAGAUUCGCAACUCGUACAUCAACGACAAACUUCGCGCGAAACUGGCGAUUCAGCUAACGAACGGAACGAUCAGUCUGCCGCUGGAUCUGCAUCCCCCGUUCGCCGCCUUCACGAACACUCUGCAACUCGUCCAUUUGCUCGGAGUGAUCUUCAACUUUCGACCGCCCGAGUCGCUUUCCCACCAUGAUCUGUGCAUUCGAGAGAGGUGGUCAAAAGGGUCGAUGAACACCGACUGGAUGACACUUUGCGACGCCGUCAUCUAUCUGUGUGCGUUCAUCGGAAUGCCGCCGUCGAAGCUGAAGUACAUGGACCCCCAUCACAAUCUGUGCGCACUCAUGACUUUCGUCGGCAACGAAAGGGAUAAGAUUCAGAAGAUCGGAGUGAGAAAUGAGAGCGGGAGCCUUAGAAAAUAUGAAAUUCAGAGCCGGCCAAUGUGUGAUCUUGCCGAGCUUCACGCACUGAUCGAGUCGCAGCGCCCUGAAGAAUGUUCUAAAAAAGACGAGGUCGACGAGUCGUGGAUCUUCGUCGAAUAA
Messenger RNA from Caenorhabditis sp. 36 PRJEB53466, 1661 nucleotides. The record is from the annotation of a GenBank genome assembly. Lineage: Eukaryota; Metazoa; Nematoda; Chromadorea; Rhabditida; Rhabditidae.